This is a messenger RNA of Pangasianodon hypophthalmus (striped catfish), 5921 nucleotides long. It is a transcript of the gene virma, whose product is annotated as vir like m6A methyltransferase associated. The record is from RefSeq and is a predicted model, not a curated record. The transcript has 23 exons. Gene Ontology annotation, cellular component: RNA N6-methyladenosine methyltransferase complex. Bases 80 to 5575 code for a protein of 1831 amino acids. NCBI's taxonomy places the organism in Eukaryota, Metazoa, Chordata, Actinopteri, Siluriformes, Pangasiidae. Gene Ontology annotation, molecular function: RNA binding.
GUUGUUUUUCUCUGGCGCACUCUGCAGUGACCUGGAAGUGAAAUGUUUAGCAGGAAGUACAAAUGACCGAGAAACAAAGAUGGCGGGGGAUUCCUCAAUGGAGCUUCUGUUUUUAGACACGUUUAAGCAUCAAAGUGCAGAGUUCACAAAUGUGGAUGUGGUGCGGUUUCCGUAUGGUGUAAUGAUCACAGAAGUCAGAGUCAUCCCUCCUGGUAUCAAAGCCCACAGCAGCCUCCCGGACAGCAGAGCUUUUGGAGAAACUGCUCCUCAUGCUUUCCAGUUAGACCUGUUCUUUAACAAUGUGUCCAAACCCAGCACCCCAGUGUUUGACCGGUUGGGCAGCUUGGAGUACGACGAGAACAAAUCAAUUGUCUUCAGGCCCAGUGGAAAGAUAAAUACAGACGGGUUGGUGCUGCGGGGCUGGUAUACAUGCCUAACGUUGGCAGUGUAUGGUACGGCCGAACGCUCACACAGCCACGACCGCGAUUCUCCACCCCCACCCCCUCCACCUCCACCGCAACAGCAGACACCUGCCUCCAAGAGGAAUGUCAAGCAUGAGUGGGAUAAUGAGGAGCAGUUUAACGGCAGCCCACCCAGACCACAACCCAGAGGCCCUCGAACCCCACCAGGGCCUCCACCCCCGGACGACGAUGAUGAGGAUGCGCUGCCUGUGCCAGGCCCGGUGAAGGAGGAGAGCGUGGAGCGCGGAGACGAUGAUUUGGAGCCUGUUUCUCCUGAACGAAACUCCCUCCCUCCUGAUGAUGCAUACUCAGACCAGCAACAGGAGGAAGAUGAAGGAGCAGGGGAGGAUGAAGACGAUGAUGCCCGCUCUGAGGGAAGUGAGCCAGAGGAGGAGGAGGAGGAGGAUGAGGAAGAGGGUGAGGAGGAGAUGGAGGAUGAUGGUGAAGGUGAUGAUGGCUAUGAGCAGAUUUCCAGUGACGAGGAGGAUCUCGAGAGUGGGGCAUUUAAACUGCCAGCCUUCGACCUUGACUGCACCCCUGAGGACCUCGCAUCACUCCCUACCGUCCAAUACGAUCCGUACGAACGGGAACUCCGCCCCCUCCAGCACUUCACUGCACCCCAUAUCACGCGCUACGAGGCAGAAUUGAAUUGUCUUAAGGCUACAGAACUUCAGGACCAAACGUCGCCAUGGGCCGAGUCUGCAUCUAAGUUGGUAGAACUGUUGGAGUCCCGGGGGGAGGGGCCAGACUCAGAGCACAGUGCAGGCUGGGUAACGGCAUUAGAAGAAGUUUCUGGUUUGCUAGUGAAAGGAUUGAGCUUCUUGGCGGUUAAGGAUCCAGAGGGCCAGAAGGAGCAGCUGAAGCUGCUGGUCGAAUGGACAUCCACAGCUUUGAAUCUCGACUCAGCCCUGGCACAACCCAUCGCCCUGAACCUGCGCCAACUGAAAGCAGGUGCCAAACUAGCGUCUUCUCUGGCUGACUGUGGUACUCAGACUGUGCAGGGUCUGCUGGAGAAGGGAAUCGUGGGUCUUCUGCUGGGCCUCCUGUUUGCCGAUCACGUGUCAUCCACGCUGAAGCUCAGCGUUCUGCGCUCCCUCGACAGCAUCAUAAGCGAACCAAUUGGCAUGGAGGCACUGAUUAGAGUGGACCAACAAGACAGCGAAGGGACCAGUGGCUACCAGCGUCUGCUCGAGCUCUUUCUUUUGGACCAGACUGUCCGAGUGGCGACAGCAGGUGCUGCCAUCAUGCAGAAGGGACAUUUUUACGAAGUGCUGACUGACCUUCAGAAAACAGCGGGUGUGUGGGCUGAGCACCAUCCUGCAGAAGGUGAGGCUGGAGAGAGAGAAAGAGAAGGAGGUGAGAGGGAGAGAGAAAGCACUGACAGAGAGGGAGAAGAGGGAGACAGGGAAAACAUCGAGGCAGAGCCAGAGAGCCCGAUGGACAUGGACACGCUGCUGGAAUCCAAUUCUCUGUCAGAGGCUGAUCUGGAGAGGCUGCAAGGUUUGCUAGAAGAGUUGCUCCACCUGCUGGAAACAGCGCCUCACUGCAUGGUGCAGCCGCCUGGCAAGGCUUUUCCCACUACUGCACGUAUUACCGGACCUCCGGAGCGAGAUGAUCCUUAUCCAACACUCUAUAGGUAUAUGCAUGCUACCCACUUCUUGGAGUCGCUGGCGGUUGUCUUGACCUCUCCGGCCACUUGCAGCCACGUGGGAGUACUGCAGGCCGUGCGAGAGCUGCUGCGCUUCUUAUCCCAAUCCCAGCAGGGCCUCUUAUUCCUCCUGAGCCAGCACGAGCCCACCAACAUCCUGUUACGUCUGCUCACACCUCUCACACACGUGGCUCCCCUCACACACCUAGCUCACCUGGCCCCACUGACCCCUCUGUUGGAGGCAGAGGGCGAGGAAGCUGCCACUGGCACUGAGAGCUCAUUGGACGAUGGCUUUUGGGUGUGGUUAAUGCAGGCCUUGCACGCCCUGCAAGCUGUCGCAGAGCUCAACGGCCUGGAGCUUGAGGAAGGUGACAAUCCAGAAGUGUUGUCCACGCUCCACAGCUUGUAUCUGAUUAGUUUUAACAGCACGGGACGAAACGCAGUCUCACACGUAUUCAGCCUGGACCUUAAUCUCAGCUGCCUGGUCAACCUGCUCGAGCAUCACGCCAAAGAGGGACAGGGGGAGGGAAAAGCCAGAAAGUCUGUGACAUACAACUAUGCCUGUAUGCUCGUGCUGCUGGUGGUCCAGACCUCUGCUGAGCUGAGAAUGAUGGAGCAUUAUGCUGCUCCAUUACUCAGUAUAUGCAAAGCCGACGAGAACAACGCAAAACUUCAAGAGCUGAGUAAAUGGCUGGAGCCACUGGAGAAGCUACGUUUUGAUAUGAGUGGCAUACCAGCGCUUAUUGAUUACAUCAAACAGAAUCUGGAGAAUGUAAUGACGCCAGAUGGAGUGGGGCUUGUCACUGCCCUCAGAGUGCUUUGUCACAUUGCCUGUCCACCGGCUACAGUGCCAGGUCAGCAGAAGGAUCUGAAGUGGAACCAGGCAGUGAUCACACUGUUCAGCGCUGAAGGAAUGGACACCUUUAUUAAAGUCCUCCAGAAGUUGACCUCGGUGUUACUACCCCCCUGGCGACUGCAUGGACCUUUGGGCCCCACGCCACAGCGGCUGAUGAUGAUGUCACUGGCGUCCUGCGCGCUGAGGCUGAUGCGAGCAAUGCUAAGCGAGCUGCUGCAAGGCGGCGCGUGUGAGUUCAGGGACGUGCGUGUCCCGGCCGUGUGUGUUACCCUACACACGAUUGCAUGCUCCACGCCGUUGGGACGCCUGGAUGCCGAGGAGCUGCGCCUGCAGAGUGACAUCACUGACGUUUUACUGACUUUCACACACGCUGUGAGUGAGCAGGAGACAGGAUCUGAGGAAACUGUGGCAGCGAACAGCUGGUCUCUCAUGCUGAAAGAGGUGCUCAACUCCAUUACGGCUGCACCACAGAACAUUUACAGCAGCCUCAGUCUGUUAUCGGAGCUGCUGCCUUUACCGCUGCCCAUGCAGACCACACAGGCUUUGUCAGUCCAAGACAUUGGCGUGGCGAUGAACACACGUAAGCUGUGGAGCAUGCAUCUGCACGCUCAGGCACGCACGUUACAGGAGCUGCUGCGUUGUGUGUGUGUGAGCAGCUGCCCACCUCUCCAGUCUGUGCUCCGGCGAGUGUGUGUGCAGCUCUGCGACCUUGCAGCACCAACUGCCACCCUUGUCGUGAGGACCCUGCUGGAGCAGCUGCAUGAAGAGAUGCAACUGGAAGCCGUGACUUCGCAGUUGACAAGGUUACUAGCCCUAAUAGACUCACUGGUGUCUCAGCGCUCCUGUAAGGCAGCCAUGUUGGCUCUGCUGGGCGGAGCCGUGCGCAGCGAGGUGCGGACCGAGGGGCGGCCUGAAGACAAAUCCUCAGAGAUGCUAUCGAUGCUGCUUGCGAUGCUCCUCCCACCGGUGGACGCCAGCCUAUCGGUGCAACAGAACUCUGAACUGAUAGCCUCAAUUAUCCAAUCACUGUGUGACCAGGACAUUUCACUGAUUGUGAGUGGCUCAGGGGAGGUGUGUGUGUCUGAGGCAGAGCAGUUGGCUAACGCCUUGCCUUCAAAGGAAAUGAUGCCGGGUAUAUGUGACAGAAUGUUGGAGGUGCUCAGACACACCCACAGCAGCUACACUCUUCAGCUCACUUGCCUCAGAACAAUGAUGUUCCUGACCGAACAUGACUAUGGGCUCUAUCACUUGAAGAGCUCACUAAAGAAGCACAAUUCUGCCGUGUCAUCACUGCUCCGGAGAGAAAUCGCGUCUUUUAACAAAGAAUCGGCUGAACUGCUUUCUGCUCUGUUGGACUUCCUGCGGCAGAUCCUCAACAAUGACUCAGUGGAUGAAGAUAUGGACUCCCGCUCUUUGGCUUUGAACAUGAGUGAUAUGAAACAGCUGCUCCAGUGGAAAGAUGAUUCCACUGAACAUCCGCUUGCAGAGUUGGAGAAACACAUCACGGAACUUCUUAAAGAGGAUGAUUCUUUGGAAGCUCUGCUGGAGAAUGUGGUGGGUCUCCGGCAGAUUGUGGAAAGUACUGGAGAGACAAUGGGCCAAGCAGAACCUGAAACAGAGCCAACUCUGCCUUCUCCAGAGCCACUCCAGACCCAGUUUAACAACAGAACCGUAUAUAUUCUCUCUGAUCUGUUGGAUGAUCAGCUGAGAGCUCUUUGGUAUUCUCCAUUCCAGUCAGACGACAUGGAGACAGACCAAGACAUGGUUAAAGUGGACCUGGUCGCGCUGGCGCAGCAGUGCUGCCCUGACCUGAACCUGAAGGCAGAGUUAGACCGUUCGUUCCUGAGCGAGCCUACUUCACCAGGCCACAGCAAACCAGCAAAGGGCUUUAGACUGGGAAAGCACAAACAUGAAACCUUCAUCACCUCUAGCGGCAAAUCAGAGUAUGUGGAGCCGGCUAAGCGUGCUCACAUCAUGGUAGCGCCUCGCGGACGUGGUCGCGGUGCUUUCAACCAGCUCAGCCGCCCGCACGACAUCUUCAGGCAGCGUAAGCAGAACACGAGCCGGCCGCCCUCCAUGCACGUAGAUGACUUCUUGGCUGCAGAGUUCAAGGAAGUUAACCUACCUGCAGGCUUGGCUCCACCCAAACGCCCUCUCAAAGGGGGAGGGGCCAAGCCACCCACUAGAGGCCUGUUUACUGGUGGAACCAGGGGACGGGGCUUCCAGAGCCACACCCGCUUCUUCACUCCACCUGCACCCAAGAGCGCACUGCUUGCCAGUAAUUAUCCUCGUCGUGAAGGUGGGCGGGGCUCGACGUGGAGUGCUCCAGUGACUGCAGUAACUCACAGAGGGACAUACAGUGAACCCCGAGGAGCACAAAGUAACUUUACACGGCCUUUGCCAUCGAGGCAGCCACCAACAGGUGCACACCGGUUGGCUCCGCGAGACCGUGCCCCCAGAGGAAGAGGCACUGGGCUUUCCUGGCUAAGCGGAGGAGGACUUAGUGUAGGAGGUGGUGGAGUAAGUAACAGUGGGCGUGGUCAAGGCAAAUUCAGCAGCAGCGGGAGUGGAGGUGGACGAGGCCGGCACGUACGCUCGUUCACUCGCUAAUAACGAUAAACUAUCCAGGACUCAGCCACAGGGCUCUAAAGGACCAAUCAGGACGUGGACUUGGAGAAUCAGUGGAUGCAUUUAUUGUAAUGUUAUAUCUGUUGUUUUUUUUUUCUGUCAAAAGCUGAUUAAAAUUCUGUGAAUAUCCACUUGUGUUUAAUAUCUUUUAAACCUGACAUUUGAAUUUCAGCAGUUUAAAAGCGUACAUUUUUAUAUGCAGCUGUUUGCUAGGAAGUGCCGUUUUCCAAGAAAGACAUUGUGAUAGAUACUUUGCAAAGUAUUUUAUUGUGAGCCAGUUAGAGAAAAUAGUUGCACAAUUAAUGUGAAAUAAAUCAUUUUGAAAAUA